Molecule: messenger RNA, 642 nt
Organism: Tremella mesenterica DSM 1558
Lineage: Eukaryota; Fungi; Basidiomycota; Tremellomycetes; Tremellales; Tremellaceae
Exons: 1
Coding region: 1-642 (213 amino acids)
Source: RefSeq, a predicted model, not a curated record
AUGUUGUACAUCCUUCCUGAACUCUUGAAUUGUCUAUCAGACUCUCGUCUCAUUAAUCACAUUGUGGCAACUGUUCCUAAAAUUCUGUCCAAAAUGGUUUCUACCAGCAACGAGAACACUUGGGAAUCAGUGGUCAAACAAACAUUGGAAAACACCUGCUUGCAGCUUCCAGAUGACCAUUGGCUUGUGGUGAUCAUCAACAAGGGAGAUCUUACUAAAAUUGAUGAAAUCCGUAAGACUUUCAAUGAUGACACAACUCAAUCAAUGGGGUUUAUAGGGAAACUCACAUCAGAAAAUCACAUGUGGGACAAUCGAAAUCCGCUGAAUAGGAUCGAUUCAGGUGAUGGUGAGAUGGAAGAUAACAGAAAGACAACAAAUCGAUUCAUGAGGAAAAUGAUAGAAUCUAUUUCUGAAAGUUGCUCCACUUGUCUUGAUGAAGAAGAUAAUGGUUGGGGAACAGUAGUAACCAGUAGUAUACUACCUUCGGCCCUCAAAUUCACCGUCUCUCGUCUUGCGCCACGGAAGUUCAAACAAGAAUUCAUUGAACGUAUCAUCAAGAAAGAACCCCAUGACGACCCGUUAUUAUUCUCACAAUUUCCCCAGAUCAUUGCACUGAAAGAGGUAUCGCGGCCCAUGCAGUGA